Molecule: messenger RNA, 6532 nt
Organism: Vespula pensylvanica (western yellowjacket)
Lineage: Eukaryota; Metazoa; Arthropoda; Insecta; Hymenoptera; Vespidae
Gene: GABA-B-R3
Product: gamma-aminobutyric acid type B receptor subunit 2
Exons: 19
Coding region: 562-5199 (1545 amino acids)
Biological process (GO): gamma-aminobutyric acid signaling pathway; G protein-coupled receptor signaling pathway
Cellular component (GO): membrane; G protein-coupled receptor heterodimeric complex
Molecular function (GO): G protein-coupled GABA receptor activity
Source: RefSeq, a predicted model, not a curated record
CGAACGACAGUAUGCGGUCCGCCAGCACGCGAUGCGGUUGCUAUCGUAUAAUGAACGUCGCUUUUUUCAGCAAUGUUUCGAAUAAUCAAGCUCGAUAAAAGAAAUUAUUAAAAAAUUUAACUAAAAAUCCAAGGAAGAUACCAUAAGUUUUUCGUACGUUUGAGUUUGAGUUUUUGAAAACGCGAUGUUUAAAAAUCGUUGGCUUAUAUAAAUAUUUUUUAAGCGAUUUAAGUGACUACAAAGCUCGUCGUUGUUUUAUUUCUAACAAAAGGAACGCGAUCAGAUGAGAACCGUAUGUGAAAUUGUGUGUGACAUUCGUGCGACUGGACAUGACGAGCUUGAAAAUAAUUCUAAAGCGUAAUUUCGUGCGUAAAUACAUAGAUAAUUGAAAUUUUGGACACGUCCUCGAUAUUCAAAAUAGUGAAAUAAUUGAUUGAAAUUGUUACAACAAAAGAAUUGCUGAAAAUGAAGCGGAAAUAUAAUAUAUAUAUAUAAGGAGGAUAUGACGAUGAAAAUCCAAGGGGCCAGUCCGAGUCGUCGAAAACACGACGACGACUGAUUAUGAAGUGCAGCCGCACGAGUCACCAUUUCUCUCGUCACCUCCUGUCGUUUUCUCCCUCCGAGGCCCUUCAUCUUCGUCACCUCCUGAUCUUCCUUCUUAUCGGUCUCACCUUCCUUCGUAGUGUCUUACCGUGUGACUACGAGAAAUCGAGGCUAUGUGAAAACGAACCGGAACAACUUCUAACGAACGAGGAUAUAGGAUAUCCCAGAAACGAAGCCAAUAAAGAACAAGAACAGUGGACGGCUCAAAUCGAAAAGGAGAACAAGCCCAUCCUCAAAUUUCCACGUCGAUCGGAAGUUGGAUAUUCGAACGAUGAAUUGGCUCGAUCUGACUUUAUCCUUAAUGACGACAUUUUCAUGAAAGAUCUUUUAAUAAAAGAGAAUGGACUGAGUACGAGAAGACGGAAGAGAAGAAAGAAAAGUCGUACGUUCGUAAGCUCUUCUCGAAAGGGGGAUCCAUUCGUGGUCAAUGACACGGAUUCUCUCGUGAUUCUUUGCGAGAACACAACCGUAUGUGACUCGAGGAAAGAGAACGACACUAAUCCGAGUCUUAAUGGGACGUCUUUAAAAUUUGUUACCGAGAACGUGAGUAAAGUCCUGGAGGAAGAUGCACCAUUCGUCGGUUUUGAAGGUUCGCAAAAGUUUCCCGUUAAAGUGACGCAUAAACCACCGCUCGUUGUGCCGCAGCUCGAGAAAUUCGAUCGUCGUCAUUUUCGUCCGCCAAAGGUUGACGUUCAAGAGCCGACGGAAUCAACAACACCGAUGGAACCACCCGAUUUACCGAAGAGUCCGAGUAGAGACGUACCUCUAAGACGAAAAACGGAGGAGAUCGAGAGUUCGACAAUAAAAGAGACAGAAGAAGAGGAGAAUAUCUCUCAAACGUCUGAAAUUUCAUCAACGACGACAGAUGCAUUUUCGAAAGUGGAAACUGUUUCGACGAUCGAAUCUACGAUAUUCCCUGUUUCGACGUCAACAGGUGAAAUCGAAACGGAUCCUCUUCGUGAGAACAUCGAACAUGUUGUAAAUGCCGAAGAGACGACAACGAAGAAAAAAGAGGAAGAGGAUUCUGUGACGAAUCCCAGUGUCUUGGAGAAAAUAAAUGUUACGAUCUUGGGACUCUUCGAGAUGACACAAGGACAAGCACCAAGAUCGGAAGGACUUUGCGAAUUGCAGGCUGCUAGACUGGCCGUCGAUCGUGUCAACGAGAUGAAUAUUCUACGAAAAUUCCACCUGCAUCUCAUCCAUAACGACACUAAGUGCGAUCCUGGCGUAGCCGUGGACAGAUUCUUCCACGCUCUCUACUCAAGGACAACUAACAAGCUGAUGCCUCUUCUUCUUGGUACAGCAUGUUCCGAGGUAACUGAAACCUUGGCAAAGAUCGUAGCUUACUGGAACGUGAUUCAAGUAUCUUUUGGCUCGACCGCGCCUGCUCUCUCAGAUUCGACCGAAUUUCCAUUGUUCUUGCGAACUGUUGCACCGGAUUCGAGUCACAAUUCAGCAAGGAUAGCUUUGAUCAAACAUUAUGGUUGGGAUUCAGUCACCGCACUUUCGCAAACUGGUGAUAUGUAUUCUCUGGCAGUGAACAAUCUUGUAACAGAGCUGGAACAAGCCAAUAUCACGUGCACGGCAACCAUCACGUUCGCUGAAAAUGAUUACAAGGAACAACUGCGAACUUUAAAAGAGCUCGAUACGCGUAUCAUCAUCAGCAGUUUCUCGUCCCGACUAGCACCCCUUAUCUUUUGCGAGGCUUGGAAACUCGGCAUGCACGGAGGGGAUUACGCCUGGAUUCUACCAGGUGACACCAUCGAUCUGACAAAUCUAUCCGAGAUGACAAACGAUUGGUGGGAGUCGGGACCCGAGGAAUGUUCACCCCUUCAGUUGUCCCAGGCUUUGGACGGUUUGAUCAUCGUUAAAAGCUACGGUUCCGCUCUUAAAGGAGAGAUCAGCUCCUCGGGUUUGACGAGCAGAGACUUCGUUUCGGAACUUGCGAAACGAGGUGUAACUCAUUCGAAAUUCGCUGCUCAAACGUACGAUGCUGUCUGGGCAAUGGCAUUGGCUUUGGCCAAUACUGAGACUAUACUAAAUGGAAUGAACAAGAGCAUGGCACAGUACACGCACGAAAAUAAGGAUCUUAUUCAAUAUCUGCUCGAGCAACUUAAACUCUUACACUUUAUCGGUGUUUCGGGGCCGGUUUUUUUUGACGGUGCGGAUCGUGUUGGAAUCACCGCCUUCUACCAACUGCAGGGUCCUUCUAUUAGAGAGAUAGCGAUCUUCACUCCAGAAGAUGGGAAAUUGAUAAUGAACUGUCCAGGAUGCGUUGCUACAAGAUGGCCCGGAGGACAUCCGCCUGCAGCUCGUAGGGUCUUCCGGUUAAGAGUGGUGACAGUAGCACCUGCAGCUUUUCUCGCAGUUACCUGCUUAGCCAGCAUCGGCGUUGCCCUGGCAAUCGCCUUUCUCGCAUUCAAUCUUCAUUUUCGAAAGCACAAAAGUAUUAAACUAUCGAGUCCCAGACUAAACAAUAUGGCUGCAGUUGGUUGCUGUCUCGUCUAUGGUGCAGUUAUACUACUUGGACUUGAUCAUGCGACACUCCCGGACAGCGACGAUUAUUUUCCGACUGUGUGCACCGCAAGAGUUUAUUUACUAUCAGCUGGCUUCUCCUUAGCCUUUGGCUCUAUGUUCACGAAAACUUAUCGGGUUCAUAGGAUUUUUACAAGAAGCAGAAGCGGAGUCGUCAAAAACAAGCUGCUACAGGAUACUCAACUGAUAAGCCUAAUCUGCAUACUGCUGUUGAUCGACGGUCUGGUGGUGACACUGUGGGUAACCUUGGAUCCAAUGCAACGUCACCUGCGUAACUUAACCUUGGAAAUAAAUCCGCAAGAUCGUGGCGUCGUCUAUCAACUUCAGGUGGAGGUGUGUCGUUCACAGCACACUAAUGGCUGGCUGGGUGCACUUUACGUUUACAAAGGCUUGUUACUCAUAGCCGGUGUCUACAUGGCCUGGGAAACAAGGCACGUGAAGAUACCAGCUUUGAACGAUUCCCAAUACAUCGGCAUGAGCGUCUAUUCCGUAGUGAUAACCUCUGGAAUCGUGGUCGUGUUGGCGAAUUUGAUAUCCGACCGGGCAACCUUGGCCUUUGUCACGAUCACUGCCCUGAUCCUGGCCUCAACAACAGCGACGUUAGCCUUGCUCUUUCUACCUCAGUUGGCGAACAUUCUCGCUGGUGAGAGAGCCGAUCCUGUCGUCCAGAGUCUGGGCUUAAAGAUCGAAUGCAACACAAGGAGAUUCGUCACGGACGAUAGAAGAGAACUACAGUAUCGAGUGGAGGUGCAGAAUCGAGUUUACCGUCGCGAGAUGGCUCAGUUGGAACUCGAGUUGGCCAGAUUGGAAAAGCAGUUGGCGCAAGAACCGGUCGAACCAUCGCACGCUUCCUCUAGCACUUCGAUUCCGCAACGAAAUCCAAGUAUUGGGGGUGGUUUACCAUUAUUGUUGCUCAGCGUUCUCCCAUCAGUUAUUCCGAGGGCGAGUUGGCCAUCCGCCGAUCCUUCGGGCAUGCGCCGCGGUACCGUAGCGUUUAGCAGUCAACCGGACCUGGAACCGGACGAUCCCAGAAGAAGCCUAGCCGACAUUUACAAGCUUCAUCGUCGCAGAGAAACCGAGGGACCAAAUCGUCUGGGCGUUUUUCAACGGCUCUUCAGCCUUUUUGGCAGCCGUCCGACGAGUAGAAAGACAUCUACGGCAUCGUUUACAGGUGUAGCGUCUGCGCUGAGAGUUCAUAUGGGCUAUAUCGCUGGUCUAGUACCGGGUGCUAAAGCCGCCUCAACCUGUCAAAUGGAUGCGCAAGGCUCACAGCAAUCGCAUCCCCGAUGUGGUUCUGGGCCGAUAAUUAGUAUCACUAGCGAGGAAGACCGCAGAUUAAGCCUCGGUUUACGUCGUAAGGAAAGCAGUGAGCCGAGAGUAAAUUUUACUUUACCACCACAAGCUAAUAGCAAUCAAAGUUCGUCGCGAGAAAAAAUCCGUGGUUCUCCUCGAUUUCCUCAUCGAAUAGUCCCAGCAAAUAGUCUAAGUGCCAUAGCAUCUGGGCUCUCAGCUCCAAAACCUCAUCGUUGGCACUCAAUGGAAGAUGCAAGAAGAUCUAAGACGAAUUUGACGCCUCGUGGUUCCUCCUAUAGUCCUCUCUGCGACGUUUGGGCCACUCACGAAGUCGGCAUACCCCUCAGCGAAUUGGGUAAAAGUGUGAGAGGUAGAAAACCACCGGAGAGUUUGGCCUUAACGAUCAAGGCCGACUCGAACAUUAGUCCUGACGAUGCCAAAUUAGGAAACGAUUUGAAGAGACUCUUCCGAGAAAAUGAUGUUUCGAAUGACGUCAGUCCAGUUGAAACCGAAUUGAAAGUCGCCAAAUCUACUUCCUCCUCUUCGUCUACGCCGACGAAUUUGAAGCUCUCGAGUACAAUGAACGACGUAGUUCUCAGAAACGGGUCUCGUUCUGGUUCCACGACGUUGACCGUCGUUCUGACGGACGGUCUUCAACAAGAACAAGAAUGUUCUCGACCGACGAGUCCAAAGAUCCUCAUUGCUAGACUCGACGAAGAUGUUCUUCGAGAUGCUUCGUCCAACGAUCAGGAACCCACUAACGUUUAAUCCUCGUCGUUUGUGUUCCUUAGUCAUCGUGCCAAAGGAAAAUAAACGGGACCGGUAAGAGUACGCGACGUGUUUGGUUUUUGUGUAUCGCGGAGGGACCAACUCGCUUUCUUCAUUGUUUUCAUUUCUCAUUCAACGUUCCCCUCCUAUUCUAUUGGAUUAUAACAAAUAAACAUUGGGCGGAGAUUUCAAUUCGCACGUCCUUCAAAUGUUACCUUCAAUUUAUCGACAACAUUUCGAAUUAUAGCUUACCGAAUGUGUGUCGAUUAUAAUAAAAAAAAAAAAGAAGGAAAGAUGUCUUCUUGGUACAUAUUUUUUAUACAUCCUACGAGAUCGGGAAAAAUAAUUGAAAAUUUUUCACGUGCCUGGAUAUUCGUGAAACCUGCCAAAAAAGGAUCCUUAAUGAAAAUUGCUUCUCGCGAACGUCUGGAUACUAAUAGAAAUGACGUACCCACUCGCAUCUAUCUUUCAUAAUUAAUUACUGUCUAAAAUAAAAAGGGUGUGACGUAAAAAACCACUGCUGUGUUAAUAAAUGUAUUAUUAGAUAUAAAAGUAGUAAAUUCUCGUAUAUCACUAAGGAUCAAAGAUCGUUAAAGUAUGAACUAUUGUUCUGAAAAACGAUAAGUCAUUUAAUUAAAUUUAUGAUUAAGAUUGAAACCCUUCUGCACGAUACCUAUAUCUAAAUAGAUCUCACAAACAAACAAAUUACAGACAAAUCAUCUCUAAUCGAAUGUAAAUCAUAACUAUUUUAUCGAAAGAUAUUAAUUAGGAAGAAAAAAACGAACGUUGUUUCUUUUGGGCCACAAGAUUAUUAACACAUAUUAAUCAAAUCAUUGAUUGAUUGUAUCACAUAAGAAGUACCGCAAAUACUCUUACAGGCCCGAAAUCAAAAGUGUUCAGUGCCCUAAAGUCCCUUUCUCCAGUACCUGUAUUCACGUACGACGCGAAUGUAUCUUUCCAAAGUAUAAAAAUUAUAAAUUAAGAAUAUGCCAAUUUCAUCCGUAAAAUAAGUACGAGUCGAGAUAUUAUAUUGAUAUUUUCAUGCCGUAAUUAAGGUAUCUGUCUAAUAAAAAAAGAUAUAUAUAUAUAUAUAAUAUACGUGUGUAUAUACGUAUGUAUAUUGUAUAUGUGAGUGCAUAAGGACAUACAUAUACAUAUAUAUUUAUAUAAAGAGAUAAAAAGAGUUCGAAAAUUCUCGAUGGAUGUGAUUGAUAGCCAUUCGAUCGACUUCGUACCUCGAAUAUCUUUGUGUCAAUCAUUGAAGUCUUUAACUCAUAAGCAAUAACUGUCAUUGUCAAGAGCGAAGUAAUAAAAAAAUACUAUAUAUAUUCUA